This is a messenger RNA of Erigeron canadensis, 1736 nucleotides long. RefSeq names its product probable glycosyltransferase At3g07620. Lineage: Eukaryota; Viridiplantae; Streptophyta; Magnoliopsida; Asterales; Asteraceae. Bases 63 to 1667 code for a protein of 534 amino acids. Gene Ontology annotation, molecular function: glycosyltransferase activity. The transcript is spliced from 5 exons. The record is from RefSeq and is a predicted model, not a curated record.
CAAACGUUGGAUAACAAUCUCUUAAAACCGUUUAUUUGGAUUUUAACUGGUUUGAUAUAUACAUGGAUCAUGGAUAUCUUCAGUAUUUAUAUCCGAAGCAAACUACAAAAUGGAUCUGGUUAUUCGGAAUUACAUCAGCCGUUGUAUUGGCUGUUCAGUAUUAUGAACUUCCAGUAUUCAGUAGCAUAUCAUUUUUACUUUCUGGUGCCAAGGCUUCUUUCCUUCAAGAAAGUUAUUUCUCGAAUAAUGGGACGAAUAAUAGUCUCAAGUCACACAACUUAAAUGAUACUUAUCUAGUUGUUAACGGGUCAAAAAUUAACAGUGAGGCCCCUUCAAGAGACGUUGACACGAAAAAUGUAUCGUCUUUGAUUAAUCCUUCCAUGGUUGAUAAGAAAAAGCCUAAUAUGGAGACUUUGCCAGUAAUGUCGAUUUCUCAGAUGAAUGAAAUGCUUCAGAAAAGUCAUUCUUUGCCUCAUUUAGUCCCAGCUCAAUCAAGGGUCGAUCAACAACUGCUCGAAGCAAAAUCACAAAUUGAGAAUGCGGUCGUCACAAACAAUGAGACAGGGCUUUAUGCCCCAAUUUAUCGGAAUAUUUCCAAGUUUAUCAGGGUGGAACACAUUACUAGUUCAAUAACCGAGAAGGAACAUUUUUACAGGAGUUAUGAUUUAAUGGAGAAGAUGCUCAAAGUUUACAUUUACAAAGAUGGGGAAAAGCCAAUUUUCCAUGAUUGGAUACUAGAGGGAAUAUAUGCAUCCGAGGGUUGGUUCUUGAAGUUGAUGGAAACAAACAAACAGUUUGUAACAGAAGACCCCAAUGAAGCUCAUUUGUUUUACAUACCGUUUAGUUCACGUUUGCUACAGUUGACACUAUACAUUCCUCAUUCCCACAGUCGUGAUAAUCUGAUUCAGUUUAUGAAAAAUCACACUGAAAUGCUUAUAACAAAAUAUCCAUUCUGGAACAGAACUAAUGGAUCAGAUCAUUUCCUAUCUGCUUGCCAUGAUUGGGCCCCGGCGGAAACUAGGGGACGUCUGCUGAAUACCAUAAGAGCCCUUUGUAAUGCUGAUAUACAGAGAGGUUUCAGCAUAGGGAAAGACGUUUCACUUCCAACAACAUACGUACGGUUUGCAAAUAAUCCUCUACAAAAUGUGGGAGGCGAACCACCCUCUAAUAGAACGAUACUAGCAUUUUUUGCAGGACACAUGCACGGUUAUGUCAGGCCCGUUUUGUUAAACCAUUGGGGAAACGAUACAGACAUGAGAAUAUUAAGCCGAAUGCCUCAUGUCAAAGGUAACAAAAACUAUAUAAACCACAUGAAAACGAGCAAGUACUGUAUAUGUGCUAGAGGUUUUGAAGUACAUACCCCAAGAGUCGUGGAGUCAUUAUUUUACAACUGCAUUCCUGUGAUUAUAGCAGAUAAUUAUGUGCUUCCUUUCUUUGAGGUUUUGAACUGGGAGUCGUUUGCUGUUUUUGUACUUGAGAAGGAUAUUGCAAAUUUAAAGAAUGUAUUGCUGUCGAUAUCUCAAGAAAAGUAUCUUGAGAUGUACGAGGGAGUGAAAAAGGCAAGAGAACAUUUCUUUUGGCAUUCGGACCCGAUUAAGUAUGAUGUAUUUCAUAUGAUUCUGCAUUCUGUUUGGUACAAUAGAGUUUUAAGAACGAAUUUCAUAUAGAGUUAUGAGCAAAUGUCUUGUAGAACAGAGACAUUAGUUAAUAAAAUACUUCCACAAUUUUACACUUUA